ACCGCUGUAUUGUUUUCUCUGUUUCAAUUUUCAAUGUAAUUAGAUUUGGGAAUCUCAAAUUGAGAUAGGUGCAGAAUUUUAUUAAAUCCAAAGUGGCAAAGAGUAAAGUGAUACUUACAGGGGAAGAGCUUACUUUCAAACCCUACUAUCAGGCGACGAGCAUAGCUGUUAACGCUUAAAAUUGUUAUUGAGUCAAAUAAUUAUUAUUUCAUUUUUAAAAUAGCGCAUCUAUUAAAAUGCCGCCUCUACAUUGAUGAAAUACAAUAAAAGUGACUUCUGUGAUUCCACAAAAUGAGCAACUGGGCAAGGAGAAUGCAUCGCCGAGCAGCUACAUUGAGUAAUGUAGUCACGUCUUGUGGCCACCCGAAUUCACUGCCCUAUCCAAGAAGACUAGAAAAAGUCAAAUUCGGCGUUCCACUUCUCGAAGUCUGCAAGGAUGACAUCCCGGGUCCCUUGCUCGUUCUGAUAUUGAAAUUGAACAAGGAGGCACCGCUGCGCCGCGAUGUGUUCCGCGCGCCGGGUCAUCAGGGAGCCAUGAAAAAAUUAAUUCAUUUUCUUCAAACUGGCCGACUAGUCAAUGUGGACAAUUAUUCUGUAUAUACCAUUGCCAGUGUCUUGAAAAAGUUUCUCAGGAAGAUACCAGGAGGCGUUUUCAGCCGCGAUGGUGAAAUGCAGCUCUUUGCAGCAGUUGAGCUGCCGGAGGAAAGGCAGGUCGAUGAAAUUCGCAGAUUGCUAAUGUCACUGCCCGUUUGCACGCAGCGAUUAUUGGUACUGUUGUUUGGUACGUUCCGGGUGAUGGCUUCCAACGCUGACAAAGCGGGUACAGGCAUGACAUCGGAAGCUCUAGGCGUGUCGGUGGCGCCUUCGUUUUUCCACUCUUGCGUGUCGGACGGUAAAACGGCCACAAUGGAGGAUGUGCAGCGUUUCAAGGCUGAAGUUUGCGUGGCGACCCGUAUAAUGCGUCAGCUGAUCGAGCAGUUCAGCGCCGGCGAUCUGUUCGGGAGGGAGAAUUACGAGUACUACGCUCGUGUGACGGGCCGCAUUCUCCGCGUCAAGGACGAAUGGAUAUGCUCGUUCAGGGAUCCUCCGCCGCCCAGACAUCGGAGAGACCAAGAGGCUUAUGCUAGACAAUUAUCGCUUGAAGCAGAAAAGACAUGGCUUCAAUGCGAGUGCGACCGUUGGGGGAACAAGUUCAAUCUCGAAGGUUUAACGAAAUCCGAAGAGUGUCAGUCGAUGCCCGCGCUGAUGGGCGCUGUGGGCGGCGCCAACGCCGGCUCCGUGCUCGGCAUCAUACCGGAGCACAGCUUGCUCGACUCGUGCACCAGGCUGUCGAUAUCGCUCGAGGAAAGCAUUUUUAAGAUAUCAGUCAGUUCGUCAUCGCAAUCGUCAUGCAGUAACUCCAGUCCUCACAUGACUCUGGAGGAGCUCCGGGCCAUCAACAAGUACGCGGAGAGCACAAAGAGCCUCUCAUAUCUCCCUCAGGUGCACGAGCGGCAGCGGGCGCGGAUGCAAACCCGCUCGGAGUGGUUCCUGCAGGGCGCCGGCUCGCUGGAGACGCCGAGGCCGCGCGUCGUUGCAGGCGGCGAACGUCGCAGUACGCGGCGUCGGUCGCGGCGGUCGCGCGUGUGCUCGUGCCGCACGCUCGCGCACUCUGACACUGAGAUCCCGCUCCCUCUCCAGCCUCGUAAAGUGACCGCCUGACCCCACUGCUCGAACCACCCCGCAUCAAGGUAAACACCGAUGCGUGUCGUCCCACGAUGCAUUUGUAUGUCAUUCCAUUUUUUUUUUGUAUAUUGUGCAUCCAAUAUGUGCAUGGGUAUUUUUUGAUAGGAUGUCAAUAAUAUCGAUUAUUUAAUUCGGAUUUAUUGUACGCUAGUUUGCGGUCGAUAUAUCACGUUGAAAUAAUUGUCGUCUUGAUUAAUUAUUAACCUUGUUUUUGAUACCCGUUUUAUAAAUUUGUAACGCGAAUUAAAUAAUAAACGCACACUCAAAUUAACUUUCAAUUAACCAGCGUUUGUGUGGGCGUUGUUAAGUUCACAAUGUUAUCAGGAUUGUCAUUAGGAUGACUUGAAGAUGUGCGGAUAGUUAGUUCACUUUGGUUUAUUUAAAUUUUGUAAAAGAGAAAUAUCAACGCUCAAUUUAUUCGCAAUCUGCCAUACUGGACAUUUUCAAUGUUGUCUAUUAUGAUUAAAUUUAUUGAAACAAAUAAAUAAAAGAAUUCCAGUUUUCGAAAUUUGAAAAUUUUGAGGUGUAUAGAAAAGGUUGAUUUCUAAGCGAAUCUUACCGAUAUUUAUUAGUUUGGAUUUUAAAUGCUAUUAAUGGAAACUUUAUAAAAAAAGGAACAAAAGAAUAAGACCUUUUUGUACUGUGGACUGAUUUAUAAUACGGAUAGUAAAUUAUAUUGCAAUAAUUUCAUAAAUUCGGUGUGUUGUAAAAAAUAUAUAUAUUUGUUUAUCACGUUCGUAGCAUAUAGGCAUACGUCGAAGCAUUUAAUAUUAUGCGAACAUUCCUGUGUAUUAGAUGUAUAUACUGUUUAAGUUUUUUAUUGGGAACAUGUCUUUUUCUACCUCAAAAAUUAUCUGAAUAUUCUUCAAUUUUGUUAAUUUUUAUAUUGAUCACAUAAAUUAAUAAGUUUUCUUUAUGAAAAUUCUACAAGUGACGAGCCAGAUUUAAAGACUGACGCUUUCUUGUAUCAAGUUUUAAACGAAUAUUUUGUAGCAAUAAUUUAAAUAGUUAAAUUUUAUUAAAAAUUACGUCUAUUAAAGGAAAUGGUACAAAAUAUUAAAUUCUGUUGAAUUGUUAAGAUAUUAGUCCCGACGUAUUAUAUAUUACACAUAUCGACGCUUGAAAGGCAAACGCGACUAAGCGACAAUGCGUUAACUUUACAGUAGACUAAUUUAAAGUUGAAAUACCUGAAACAAAAUUUAUUUU
This is a messenger RNA of Bombyx mandarina (wild silkworm), 2931 nucleotides long. RefSeq names its product Rho GTPase activating protein at 71E (gene RhoGAP71E). Gene Ontology annotation, biological process: signal transduction. The record is from RefSeq and is a predicted model, not a curated record. NCBI's taxonomy places the organism in Eukaryota, Metazoa, Arthropoda, Insecta, Lepidoptera, Bombycidae. Gene Ontology annotation, molecular function: GTPase activator activity.